ACACGAAACGAGUCAACCUUGCCCGGUCUUUACUCUAUUUAUUAUACUGUUCCCUCUUCCUAUUAUAACAGACAGAACGAAAGACUUUCAAAGUAAUGGAGCCAAGUCUUCUCCUCAGUCUCUGCUUCCUCAUUCUCUCCUUCAAUUUCUCCCAUUCCUUUCACGAUUUGCCCAACGGAAUCCACCCAAGAGAUAAGAACUAUUACGCUUCCAAGGUGAUCAAAUGCAAGGACGGCUCCAGCUCCUUCGCCAUCAGCCGCCUGAACGACAAUUUCUGCGACUGCCCUGACGGCACCGAUGAGCCUGGAACUGGAGCUUGCCCCAUGGGAAGAUUUUAUUGCAGGAACAUUGGCAGCAAGCCCAGAUUUUUGUUUUCUUCCAGAGUGAAUGAUCACAUUUGCGAUUGCUGUGAUGGAAGUGAUGAGAACGAUGGGACGUUUUCUUGCCCAAAUACUUGCGUUAAGGGCGGGGAUUCCUCCAACCAGACCACGAGCCAAGGCUCGAGAAUUGAUCAACUGCAUAAAUUUGGCAGAAAAGCAACUAAACAUGAAGAUGAUAAGGAGGACUCAGACCAGAAUUAUACAGCGCUGCAGGUGCUGAUGGUCUUGCAGGCGAUACUUCUGCUUAGCGUUGUGGGGAUCACGCUGUUCUGUCGAAGCACCAGAUCAAGAAAAAGGCCAUUGUUGUUGUAUAGAAAGCACUGACUUAAAGCUUAACUAACUAUUUGCUGCUAUUAAGGAAUCAUUUAGAUUCAAGAAUGGUAUGACUGUGAUCUUGUUGUGAAUUAUCAUCAAUCAAUUUUGAAGAUUCUCAGAUGUA
Ipomoea nil (Japanese morning glory) is the source of this 819-nucleotide messenger RNA. Its product is annotated as glucosidase 2 subunit beta-like. NCBI's taxonomy places the organism in Eukaryota, Viridiplantae, Streptophyta, Magnoliopsida, Solanales, Convolvulaceae. The transcript has 5 exons. The record is from RefSeq and is a predicted model, not a curated record. Bases 96 to 704 code for a protein of 202 amino acids. Gene Ontology annotation, biological process: N-glycan processing. Gene Ontology annotation, cellular component: glucosidase II complex.